Messenger RNA from Microthlaspi erraticum, 885 nucleotides. NCBI's taxonomy places the organism in Eukaryota, Viridiplantae, Streptophyta, Magnoliopsida, Brassicales, Brassicaceae. The record is from the annotation of a GenBank genome assembly.
AUGGCGGACAAAAAGCGAGUCAAGUACUUCGUGGCUGAUGCUUUCGCUGAUUCCGCCUUCAAAGGGAAUCCAGCUGCUGUUUGCUUUCUGGACGAGGACAAUCAGAGAGACGACGCGUGGCUUCAGUCUCUCGCCGCCGAAUUCAACAUUUCCGAGACUUGCUUCCUUACUCCGAUCACCGAUGGUCGCGAUUUCCCUCGCUUCCGUCUCCGGUGGUUCACUCCUGCCGCCGAGGUGGAUCUGUGUGGUCAUGCAACAUUAGCAUCUGCUCACAUUCUCUUCUCAAACGGUUUGGUUGAUUCAGAAAUAGUGGAAUUCGCCACAAUAUCAGGGAUUUUAACAGCGAAACGUGUUCCAGUUACUUCAGAGCUCAAAGAUGGUGAAGGAGAGUCAACAACCUUCUUGAUCGAACUGAAUUUCCCCGUUGUUCCAACUUGUGAAACCAACUCCAUUGAUGAUCUCUCUGUGAUCUCCAAAGCAUUGAAUGGAGCAACCAUUGUUGAUAUUAAAGCCACAAAGAGGGACCUUCUCGUUGUGCUUUCAUCAUGGGAAUCUGUUACAGAGUUGCAGCCAAGAAUAAAUGAGAUAUCGAAAUGCCCUUGCGAGGGAAUGAUUGUGACCGCCGCUGCAUCUGCAGGAUCUCCAUAUGAUUUCUGCAGUCGCUACUUCGCACCUAAAGUAGGAAUCGAUGAGGACCCUGUUACUGGAAGUGCGCAUUGUGCCUUAGCACAUUACUGGAGCAUCAAGAUGAACAAGUCUGAUUUCUUAGCCUACCAGGCUUCAAGCAGAGGCGGGACGCUCAAGGUCCAUCUUGACAAAGAGAAGCAGAGGGUGCUGCUUAGAGGCAAAGCAAUCACUGUAAUGGAAGGUCGUGUCUUAGUUUGA